AUGACCCUUAAGGGUGGCACGAGCCAAGCUUGCGCCGCGUGCAAAUACCAGAGGAGGAAGUGCACUUCAGACUGCCCACUCGCGCCAUAUUUCCCACCUGACCAACCUAAAAUGUUCCAAAAUGCACACAGACUCUUUGGUGUAAGCAACAUAUUGAAAAUACUAAAGCAUAUCGAUCCGAGCCAGAAGUUGGAGGCCAUGAGGUCCAUCAUAUGCCAAGCCAACAUUCGUGAUAGGUUCCCGGUCCACGGAUGCUGGGGGAUAAUCUGUCAACUCCAUUACCAAAUUCGACAAACUGAAGAAGAACUUCAAGCUGUUCACACACAGCUCGUGCUCUAUCGGCAACACCAGCAAGACAUGUCGUCGACGAUGAAUAAUGAUUCUACGUCACAGCUGCAACUAGGGAUGGCACCACCGAGUAAUGUACUUCCGCUUUUCCAUCAAGAUGCUCCUCAGCCUUACAAUGUCGGGUCUGCGUUACCUGUUGCAGCAUCACAAUUUUCGUACUCAAAUGCCAAUAAUGUUGCAUACAAUUCGGGAUUUAUCGACACUAAGGACAACAAUGCAGGCAAUAAUGCUUUCUGGAUUCAACAUCCGUAUGGCAAUGGAAACAAUAGCAAUAACAAUCAGCUUACAAUGCAAUCUCAAAUGGCUGCUUCACAGUCACUAACUGUCCAACAAGAAGCUGCUCAAGAUUAUGAUGAGAUGCAUCCGUUCUUUGAUACUAUUGAUGACAGACAAUCAUAUAUUGAUUCCAAGGAGGCAUACGAGUCGAGCUCGGAAUCAUCACUGAAAGAUACGACACAGUCCAUAGAGCACGUUGCACAGAAUGAAUUGAAGAGUGCCGCUGCAUGCUUCAGUCUGACAAGCGUCGAUCAAAUAGCCUAAGAAAAGUAAGGAGAAGAGUUGC
This is a messenger RNA of Cornus florida, 910 nucleotides long. RefSeq names its product LOB domain-containing protein 27-like. Lineage: Eukaryota; Viridiplantae; Streptophyta; Magnoliopsida; Cornales; Cornaceae. The transcript is spliced from 2 exons. The record is from RefSeq and is a predicted model, not a curated record. The coding region runs from base 1 to 888 and encodes 295 amino acids.